AUGGUAGCCAGUAACAAACAUCACGACGUGUUGCGAAUUCUCACCAUCCAGGUUAACCUUAAAAACACAUUUAACUCGGCGUUCAUUCGGAUUGCGUUUCUUAAAAUAUAUGUUUCCACUCGACGUUGUCGUCGAGACGCUCUAGAUGACCUCGGAUUACCCUCCGAAUUCUGCGCCUGCUGUGUUGCCGGCAACUGGGCAGACGAGGACUGUUGA
Messenger RNA from Mesocestoides corti, 216 nucleotides. NCBI's taxonomy places the organism in Eukaryota, Metazoa, Platyhelminthes, Cestoda, Cyclophyllidea, Mesocestoididae. The record is from the annotation of a GenBank genome assembly.